AUGACAGCCUUUAGUAUUGUUGUUCAACCUCCUGCUCGAGCCCAGGCAUCGACUAUCCUCCAUCCACCCCUUGUUGCAGAGCUAAAUUUCAGAGGGGCUAUGCCUGGCCACUAUUUCUUCGCCAUGGCUUUCUUACUCACGAGAGAAGGGAAUAUUGUUGAGGGAGGCUUGUCGGGGACUACUUCGGUGAAUGGCGUCGAUGUAACCACAGCUGGGGCGUCAAGAACAACAAUCCAUUUCCCAUACACAGACCUUGCUAUUCUAGUUGAAGGCGCUUACAAGAUAAGAGUCGACGUUUACAAGGUUGCCUACGAGAAUCCAGACGGUUGUGACUUUCAAGCGCACGCCAAGAGCAGUCGUGUCACCGUCGUCAACGAAGCGGUGCCGGCUGUAGGUGCUGGUUCCGCUGAGCGCAGCAUCAUACGAGCUCUCCAGUCCGCUGGGGUCUAUAUCCCUUAA
Fusarium redolens is the source of this 459-nucleotide messenger RNA. RefSeq lists its product as uncharacterized. The coding region runs from base 1 to 459 and encodes 152 amino acids. The record is from RefSeq and is a predicted model, not a curated record. NCBI's taxonomy places the organism in Eukaryota, Fungi, Ascomycota, Sordariomycetes, Hypocreales, Nectriaceae. The transcript is spliced from 2 exons.